Messenger RNA from Microplitis mediator, 2143 nucleotides. Its product is annotated as major facilitator superfamily domain-containing protein 6. Lineage: Eukaryota; Metazoa; Arthropoda; Insecta; Hymenoptera; Braconidae. Gene Ontology annotation, molecular function: transmembrane transporter activity. Gene Ontology annotation, cellular component: membrane. The transcript is spliced from 7 exons. Bases 337 to 2001 code for a protein of 554 amino acids. The record is from RefSeq and is a predicted model, not a curated record.
GAUCAAGUGUUUCCGCAUCCAGCCUCUUUGUUAAUGUGAGAUGAAUAAGAUUAAUUUUCAAGGUUUUUUUUAUCAUUAAAUUCAAAUGCGACUUCUUUAGUUUUUUUUUAAUUUUAUUUUACCCGAUGACGUCACAGCUCUGAAUGCGUCGGAGUGAAGCAAAGCUAAAGAUAAAAAAAAAACGGCAAAUUGUUCAUGUGCUGUGAAACGUCAACGAUAAGAUUUUAUUUUUCUCAACAAUUUAAUUAAAGAUUUAAUGUCUUAGCAGUAGAUAUUUAAUCAGUAGCUCCUCAGAGUUUAAGUAGACCUGGUCUUAAUUUUAAAUUAAUUAUCAGGAUGGCGGGGAAGUUUAAAAUAAAUUUACAGCAAUUGCCUGUCAAAGCUCAUUAUUUCUUCUUCAUGGCAGCAAUGGGGCCCAUCCUGCCGUACCUGUCAGUUUACGGCAAACAAAUUGGAGUCUCUCCUCUUAUAAUGGGAACAGUUACAGGAAUUUUACCAGCUCUGUAUUUGAUAUCAAAACCAAUAUUCGGAUUUAUUGUCGAUUAUUUUCGUACUCAACGUAAGAUUAUUUUUAUCGGAGUAAUUGUUAUCGGAUCACUGUCACUGGUAUUAUUUUAUUUUCUACCGCAGUCACCAGUGGGAGAAUUCAAAAAAUUUUUAAGUUCUAGUUUUAAUGUUACGCCUUCUCUGUAUUGUGAUAGAGAGCCGUGUAAAUAUAAAGUAAUUAGUAGAGAAACAAAUAGUAAUGAGAUAAGUUAUCGCGCUGGUGUUACGUGCGCAUGGAAUUGUCAUGAAAAAAAAAGUAUCAAUGUAUCUGCGAUAUUAGCAGAUAGCUCUGGGGAGUUGGUACCGAUUUGCAUUGAUGAUGUAGUUGAUUAUAACGAAACAUGUCACAGUAAUGACAGUAAUUCAUUACCAUGUAAUGCAACAUGUUUGAUUAAUAAAAUAGAAAUAGACCAAGAUCACCUGUACUACAGUAUUAAAUUUUGGGGAUUUGUUAUCUUGAUGUCCAUCGGAUGUAUUUGUUUCAAUGUCGCUAAUUCUAUUAGCGACGCUAUUUGCUUUGAUGUCCUAGGUGAAGGCGGUCAUAUGGGAUAUGGACGUCAGAGAGUAUGGGGCUCUAUUGGAUGGGGUGUCACUGCACUAUCAGCUGGAUACGCUAUGGAUCUAGUGUCUGAAGAUGAUCAUUAUAAAUCUUAUACACCAGCUUUCAUUCUUGUUAUCGUCUUUACUUUCUUUGAUGUUCUCAGCUGUACAAAACUCGAGUUACCAAUAAUGACUGGGUCAGAUAAUAUUGCCAAAGAUGUUUGGAAACUUUUGAAAAUUAAGACGAUCGCUAUUUUUUUAAUAUUUGCGACAAUUGCUGGUAUAAUUGACAGCUACUUAAUUUAUUUUUUAUUCUGGUACAUUGAAGAUCUUGCUGAGCAAACUGAUUUCAUGAGCCAAAUAAAAUUAAUAGAAGGUCUUGUUAUCGCUGCUCAAACACUUGGCGGUGAAGUCAUUGCUUUUUUAUUGUCAGGAAAAAUUCUUAAAAAAUUUGGCUACGGAUAUACUUUAACAUUCUGCUUUGUCUGUUAUUCGUUACGUCUGGGAUUGAUUUCGCUGGCGCCAAAUCCUUGGUGGAUUGUAUUAAUUGAAUUAUUUAUGCAGGGACCAUCUUAUGCUUUGUGCUACACGAUAAUUGUUGGUUUUGCGAGUGUUGUAGCACCACCUGGUACUUCUGCUACCGUUCAAGGCCUCGUUGCAGGAAUGGAUGACGGAUUAGGUUUCGCAGUAGGCAGUUUAGUUGGUGGAAUUUUAUAUAAAAUAAUUGGAGGACAGAUGACUCUACGUUUAUUUUCUUUACUCGCUAUUGUAACUGCGAUUUUAUAUUUAAUUUUAUUUAUGACCAUUCUGAAAGACGGGAUGCCGAAGACUAAAAAUGACCGAAAUAAUGAUAAUGUCCAGUGGAAAAGUCCUCAAGAUGCUCUUGAUUAUUGCGACACUGCUGAAAUUAAUUAAAUUUAAUAAUUAAUCAUUUAAAGACAUAUUAUUUAACUUCAGUAUCAUUCAAAAUAACGAAAUAAAAUCAUUGCGCUGUAAUUUAAUUAAACGAUUACAUGAAAUUUAUUUUCUGACAACAUUCUAUUUGAAUAAAGACAUU